UAACUUUCCUAUACCAAAAACAAAUCAAGUAAUUUCAAAGAAGGGGAAACAUGUCUUCACUCCGUUCAGAUCCGGUUCACAGAAUCCAUCCCGAGCCGAUCGAUCAGUUCGACCGUCUCCCGGACUCUAUUCUCCUCCUGGUCUUCAACAAGAUCGGCGACGUCAAAGCUCUCGGCCGAUGCUGCGUCGUUUCGGGCCGUUUCCAUUCCCUCGUCCCACAGGUCGAAAACGUCGUCGUUCGUGUCGAUUGCGUCAUCUCCGAUGACGAUUCUUCCCCCUCUUCCUACGACAAGUCACGCUCCGCCGGCCCGAUUUCUAGCAUCUUCCGUUUCCUUUUUGGGGGCAUUGUCAAACCGUUCCAUGCUUUGGCUCAAUUUCUCGGUCCGAAACGGCCCGCUUUCAGGGAAACCCUUAACACCCAUCCGUCUUCUUCUUCCUUAUUUGUUGGUUCUGUUGGUCCCCGUGCUGAUGUCAACGAUGGGGAAAUGGAGCAAGGUGGGGUGACACAUCAUUCUCCGACGCAAGUACUUAGAAAUUUCGACGAGAUUCGUUAUCUUCGGAUCGAAUUACCCAGCGGCGAGUUAGGGAUCGAUGAUGGGGUUCUUUUGAGAUGGAGAGCCGAUUUCGGGUCAACCCUUGAUAACUGUGUCAUCCUCGGAGCUGCUUCCGUUACUAAGAACCUGCAUUUGCAGGUACCGGAGUGUGGGAACGAUGAGUUUUGCCCCAAUAAUAACAUCAUUAACGUUGAUGAUAAUGGGAGUAUUCCCGAGUCGUUUUAUACCAACGGAGGCCUGAAAUUACGGGUUGUUUGGACGAUUAGCUCGUUGAUCGCUGCGUCGGCGAGGCAUUAUUUGCUUCAACCAAUAAUUGCAGAGCAUAAGACGCUCGAUAGCUUGGUUUUAACUGAUGCUGAUGGACAAGGGGUGCUUUGCAUGAACAGAGAUCAGCUCGAGGAGUUGAGAGUGAAGCCAUUAUCGGCUUCUUCUGCUUUGAAAAGGACUCAGGUGCCAGCACUGAAUAUGAGGCUUUGGUACGCUCCUCACUUGGAAUUGCCUGAUGGGAUUGUUUUGAAUGGAGCUACUUUGGUUGCUAUUAGGCCAAGUGAACAGUCUUCUUCAAAGAAAGAGGUCUCUGAUGCUUCUUGGUUGUCAACUGCCUUUGAAGAGCCUUAUGGGACUGCAGCUAAGAUGCUUGUUAAGAGAAAAACUUACUGUUUGGAGAUGAACUCGUUUUGAUGUCUGCUUCCUGAUCUUUGAAGGCAUUUGCUUGUAAGCGUGCACACCUGCACCAAGACCAAUGCUGUAAGAGCAUCGAGUUUUUCUAAUCCUCGACUACUUUUUAUCUAUAAUCCCUCUACAUAUGUGAAUAUUGUAGGUAUGAAGAUGUGAUGCUUUAUGUUUCAUAUACGAAUGAAGUUAAUCAAGAAUUGUACUUGCAGUUUGCACUUCUACCCUUUAAUGUUUAUUCGAUAAAGCUUACUUACCAUGCUCCCACCAAAGCUUCA
Molecule: messenger RNA, 1504 nt
Organism: Hibiscus syriacus
Lineage: Eukaryota; Viridiplantae; Streptophyta; Magnoliopsida; Malvales; Malvaceae
Product: F-box protein At5g46170-like
Exons: 2
Coding region: 51-1235 (394 amino acids)
Molecular function (GO): protein binding
Source: RefSeq, a predicted model, not a curated record